AUGUCUGAGGGACAAAUGUUAAAUUAUGAAGAGAUAUUAAAUCAUCUUGCUAAAUAUGAUGAACUGAUAGAGGUUCGUGAAGAAGGUGCUGAAAUUAGAGAAUAUUUGGAUUCUUUAACUGAAGAUCAAAG
Molecule: messenger RNA, 131 nt
Organism: Racocetra persica
Lineage: Eukaryota; Fungi; Glomeromycota; Glomeromycetes; Diversisporales; Gigasporaceae
Source: the annotation of a GenBank genome assembly